CUUCCGCCUCCCGAGCAUGUCGUCCCCGUCGCCGGUGCAGAUAGAGGCGAACGCGCACCUGGCGGCGCUCCACAGGCGGGUCGCGGACCUGGAGCAGAGGCUGGGGGACGCGGAGAAGACCGUGCGGGAGCAGGCGGAGAGCCUCAUCCGCAAAGACGAGCAGCUGAGAGCCACCGCGCAGGAAAUCACGGAGGCCAAGGACAAAGAGAUUUUCUUCCUCCACGAGAAGCUCUGUCAAUCAGAGGAAUCCAUCCAUAAACUCAACCAAACAAUUAAGGAGAAAGACUCUCUAAUCGGACAGCUCCAACACCGAUGUCAGCUGCUGGACAACAUUUGCAAAAGCCGUCCGUUGUUGGACAGCAUGCUGGCUCAGAUGGCCGAGGCGGAGAGGAUGGGGCCCGUCGGUGACUUGGGGAAGCCCACGACCAACAGCUCUCUCAUGGACGGAGAAUCCAGCCCCAGCCGUCUGUCCAACCACAAAGACUUCUCCCUCAGCGAGGACGACUCCGACGAUCAGGAAUUAGACGGGGUUGUGUUUGGGACCACCGUAUGAGAGUCUCAGUUCAACUGCUCCACAUCUCAGGUUCAGCAGCCUGCGUGUUCCCGGCGGUCACCGUUGGUUCAGCGUCUGGUAGAACAUCUUGUUGUAUCAUAACACGGGUUAGCGGAGCGCGAAUGGGAUGCUGCUGUAAAGAGCAAACGCCUGGUCAUUCGUGCAAGUAUGCCACAUGUCUUUUAGGUUUAUCCCUCAGACUGCGUCGUUUCUCGGUAGUGAAUUAAUAAUUUUUUAAAAAUAUAUUUACCGUAUGGAUUUAUCGUGUUACAUGAAUAUUAGAGAAGAAUGUUUUUUUUCUUUUUAACAUUUGCAUUGGAAUUAACCGUUACAUGGAGUCCACCUGCAAUUUUAUUUGUUACCAUAAAAAGAGCGUCUGGGGAAAUGUCUCGGAGAUGUGAUGUACUGUUUUGUCGGAGCCUCUCAGUGAGCAAUUUCAGCGGUUCAAACGACGGAUUUAGAUGAUUUAGACCCGGUGCUAUCCACUGUAUGCCAUGUGCUGCUGUCAAAUAGGUUUAUAUCAUAAGUUUGACCCUUGGUCUCAAACCCCCGUAUUAAAAUGCAACAUAAUACACUACUUGCUUAUACUGGAAGGUUCAAAUGGUUCUAAACCUGUAUAACUUUCACAUAGUUUAAUUUUAAGAGUCCAUUGGACGAGAGACUUUUUUGGUUCUACAGAGGAUAUAAUGUGAAUUUAAAUGGUUACGUUUUUCUUUCAGAUAAGUCGGUGCCUAAACAAUUUCAGAGCUGCUUGUGUUACCUAAUUAUCAUCAGGC
Puntigrus tetrazona (Sumatra barb) is the source of this 1329-nucleotide messenger RNA. Its product is annotated as vimentin-type intermediate filament-associated coiled-coil protein-like. The record is from RefSeq and is a predicted model, not a curated record. Lineage: Eukaryota; Metazoa; Chordata; Actinopteri; Cypriniformes; Cyprinidae.